GAUAAAUUACAAAGAUAUCUAAGGGUUUUUAUAUUUUCAUGUUAAACUUGAGAAUGGCUAAUUAUAGUCUGAUAAAUUCAGUUGUCGUAGUAAUUUUAUUUUGGUUUUCAGCAACUGCAGCAGCUCGUAAACAAGACGAUGGAAUUUGUAAAUCCAUGGCAGUUUCACAAGGCUACAUUUGCCAAGAACAUAAAGUUACGACAGAAGACGGUUACAUUCUAAGCAUGCAGAGAUUGCCUGCUGACAGCUUUGGUACGCCAUCAUACAAACCGCCAGUUCUACUGCAACAUGGAAUUCUAACGGAUGGUUCAAUAUGGCUAUAUAAUUCUCCAAAUCAAUCUUUAGCUUUUAUACUGGCAGACAAUGGGUUCGACGUAUGGAUCGGUAACAGCCGCGGGACAACACAUAGCAAAGGACAUACCUCGCUUUGUCCUAAAGAUCCGGAUUAUUGGAAUUGGUCGUGGGAUGAAUUAGCUGCAUUUGAUCUUCCUGCUACAAUCAACUAUGUUCAUAGUCAGACAGCACAAAAACUUCACUAUGUUGGCCAAUCCUUGGUAAAUGGAAGUUUGACGGUUUUGGCCGCCCUUUCGCAAGAAAAGUUGUUAAAUACGGUAGGAGCAGUUGCUUUAUUUACCCCCAUUGCAUACCUUGGUCACACCAAAUCAUUAAUGGCUAAAGCCGUUUCCAAUUUAUUUUUAGCUGAGGCAUUCUAUUGGUUGGGUCUGCACGAGUUUUUGCCAAGUGGGGUUGCUACUUCCAUGUUGUUUGAAGACAUUUGCAAUAAGCCUGGGUUUAAUUGUUCUGAUAUAAUGUCUGCUAUUACAGGCCCAAAUUGCUGUAUCGAUCCUUCAAGUGAACAUGUUCUCGAACCUCAACCAACUGCCACAAAAACUAUGAUCCAUUUGUCCCAAAUGGUGAGAAGAGGAAAUUUAGCAAUGUAUGAUUACGGGAAUAUAAUAGAGAACAUGGUUCACUACAAGAAAUUAACUCCACCAACUUACGAUCUCACUAUGAUUCCGAACGAUAUUCCAUUAUUUCUUGGGUGUGGAGAGAAGGAUUUUCUAGUUGAUGAAAGGGAUAUGCAGAUUUUGCUAAACAAACUUCAAGAUCAUGACACCGACAAGCUAACGGUACUGAAGAUAAAGGAUUACGCUCAUGCCGAUUUCCUAUUCGGUUUUAAUGCGAAUCAAGUUGUUUAUGAACCUCUCAUAGAUUUUCUAGAUUCAAAUUGAUCAAUGAUAAAUAUAAAAAGGGAUUUAUAUCUAUCAACAUAUUAUUAAUGUAUUCGUGAUGUGAGUUACAAUAUUAAUUAUAUGUCAAUCCAAGCGUGGUACAACGAUGCCCUUUGUUAAAA
Messenger RNA from Mercurialis annua (annual mercury), 1354 nucleotides. Its product is annotated as triacylglycerol lipase 2-like. The transcript is spliced from 9 exons. The record is from RefSeq and is a predicted model, not a curated record. Bases 39 to 1232 code for a protein of 397 amino acids. NCBI's taxonomy places the organism in Eukaryota, Viridiplantae, Streptophyta, Magnoliopsida, Malpighiales, Euphorbiaceae. Gene Ontology annotation, biological process: lipid metabolic process. Gene Ontology annotation, molecular function: hydrolase activity, acting on ester bonds.